This is a messenger RNA of Ornithorhynchus anatinus (platypus), 1678 nucleotides long. It is a transcript of the gene F2RL3, whose product is annotated as F2R like thrombin or trypsin receptor 3. The coding region runs from base 269 to 1420 and encodes 383 amino acids. The record is from RefSeq and is a predicted model, not a curated record. The transcript is spliced from 4 exons. Lineage: Eukaryota; Metazoa; Chordata; Mammalia; Monotremata; Ornithorhynchidae. Gene Ontology annotation, biological process: blood coagulation; positive regulation of Rho protein signal transduction; phospholipase C-activating G protein-coupled receptor signaling pathway. Gene Ontology annotation, molecular function: thrombin-activated receptor activity. Gene Ontology annotation, cellular component: membrane.
AGGAGGUUCCCAGCUGGAGAUAGGUGAGCCUUUCCCCGGAGACGGAAGAGAAGAGUAGCUUUCCUGGAAGUGAGAUUUCCCUGCUGCCAGUGCCGAAAGGAGGUCUCGUGGCCUUAUUGCAGAACACAGAGAAAUGCCUUUGGUCUCCAGCCUACUGUUUCUGAUAGUUUGGAGCUGUAGCAGGAAAUGCCUAGUCACUGCUUGUAAUGUUAAUAUCCUUCUCUGAGAGAUUGGGAGCAUUAUACCCCGUUCCAACUUGGCUAACAUCAUGGGUACAAGCUGGGCCAGGCACCUCCUCUACCAAAUUAUUCUCUGGACCUGCCUCAUGGAGACCUGCUUCUUGGAAGACUAUGAUGAUGAUGAAAAAGACCAGUCUGCCAACGAGACGGCCUAUGGCACCCAGGGUCUGCUGUGCCCUCGGAGUUUCCCUGGAGUGGAAGUCGGUCCGAACACGUUGUGCAUCAGGAACGGUUCCAAGGACAAUCUGCUCAGCGAGGUCACUACGAAUCUCAUAUCCUCCCUCUACACUGCUAUCUUCUUGGUGGGGCUGCCAGCCAAUGGGCUGGCCCUCUGGCUGCUGGCUACCAAGAUCCAGCGACUGGCUUCCACCAUCUUCCUGAUGAACCUCGCGGCGGCCGACCUGCUCCUGGUCCUGGUGCUCCCCUUCAAGAUCUCCUAUUACUUCCUGGGUCACAACUGGCUCUUCGGGGAGGGCAUGUGCCGCCUCACGACGGCCUUUUUCUACGGCAACAUGUACUGCUCGGUGUUGUUGCUCACCUGCAUCAGCCUGGACAGAUACCUGGCCAUCGUCCACCCCUUCUUCUCCCGGUCCUUCCGGAGCCCUAACUUCGCCACCUGUGUCUGCGUGGCUGUCUGGCUCCUGGCGGUCACCUUCACGUUGCCACUCACCCUCCGGCAGCAGUCGUACCAGCUGCACACCACUGACCUCAUCCUGUGCCACGAUGUCCUCCCUCGAGAGGAGCUGGCCUCCUACUACUUGCCGGUUUUCGGGUGCCUGAUCGUGCUGGGCUUCUUCCUGCCCCUGCUGGCGAUCCUGUUCAGCUACUGCUCUGUGAUCUGGGUCUUGGCGGCCAGCGGAGAGAAGUACGCCCACGCCAUCAAGCUCACGGUCCUAGUGCUGGCCUCCAUCCUCCUGUUCUUCACCCCCAGUAAUGCUCUCCUGCUGCUACACUAUUCCUACGCCAAGUUCGAGGACCUCUAUAUCUGGUACAUGCUGAGCCUGGUUUUUAGCACCUUUAACAGCUGCGUCGAUCCUUUCAUCUACUACUACGUAUCUGAGGAAUUCAGGGGCAAAGUGAGGAGACACAUUUUCCUUCAGAACAAGAGCACGGUGACCCUUCUGAAAGCCUCCAAGGAAACCACCCCCGGAACCCGCACCCAGUCGGUGUCUCUGGUGUAAGGGUCUCUGGCUGCGUCCCUUCCGCUGGCCUGGGCCCCGGGCCUUGUGAGAAAUGAGCAAUGUCUUCUGGAAAUGUUCCCCCAUCGUUCAGGGAUGUCAGCUCCUGAGAGGACUGGACACAAUUUUGCCCUCCUGCAAUAGUUUUUCAGGGGAUGACCGAUUGAAAGCCGCCACAAGAAGGUGACAGAGGCGGGCUUUCAGCCGUUUACAUUCCUUUCUCCCGGAAUGUUUUCAUCCUUAUGCAUCUGACAACGGGAG